AUGACAACAUUCACUUUGACCACAGGCGCUAAGAUUCCGGCGGUAGGAUUCGGGACAUGGAAGGCGGCGCCCGGAGAAGCUGCUGCGGCGGUAAAGACAGCAUUUGAAGUUGGAUAUAGGCAUUUUAACAUGAGCGUUCCAGUAUCUAACCCUACGCGCAAUACAGACGGCAACGAGCCCGAAAUCGGAGGAGUAUUCAAAAGCACAAAGGUUCCUCGUAGUGAAUACUUUGUCACGACUAAACUAUGGUCCUCAGACCACCGCCGAGUCGAAUCAGCAUUGGACAAAUCCCUCCAAGAUCUUGGUCUCAGCUAUGUGGAUUUAUAUCUCAUGCACUGGCCAGUCACACUGGAUCCAUCUGACUCAGUCGAAUACGGCAAAGAGAAUCGCAAAGUCCACGCAGCAGGCUGGGACUUCAACGACACGUGGCGGGAGAUAGAAAAGCUUUUGGAGACUGGCAAAGUGCGCGCAAUCGGCGUCGCGAAUUUCUCGACCGUGAACUUGGAAAAACUGCUCAAGACGGCGAAGGUGGUCCCAGCAGUUAACCAGACUGAGAUUCAGCCCUUGUUGCCGCAGAAUAAGCUGAAUGCGUAUUGCCGGGAGAAAGGGAUCCACCAAACGGCGUUUGGGCCAUUGGGUGGGUCUGGAAGCACGUUGCAUUCUCAUCCGGUUAUUGUAGAUAUUGCUACUAAGCGAGGGUGUGAUACGGGAAAUGUGAUGCUGAGUUGGGGAAUUCAGAAGGGGUGGAGUGUUAUUCCCAAGAGUACGAACCCGAAAAGGAUUCAGGCGAAUCUUAGGGGGAAUGUUGAGUUGACGUCGGAGGAGAUGGGAAAAAUGGAUGCUUUGGCUCUUCCCAAGGGAAAGAGGUUUAAUCGGCCAGAUUGGGGGACUGUUAUAUUUCAUGAUGAUGCGGAGGUUGAUCUGGAGGAGUAG
Molecule: messenger RNA, 933 nt
Organism: Aspergillus oryzae RIB40
Lineage: Eukaryota; Fungi; Ascomycota; Eurotiomycetes; Eurotiales; Aspergillaceae
Exons: 3
Coding region: 1-933 (310 amino acids)
Cellular component (GO): cytosol
Molecular function (GO): aldose reductase (NADPH) activity
Source: RefSeq, a predicted model, not a curated record